Messenger RNA from Eruca vesicaria subsp. sativa (arugula), 2503 nucleotides. NCBI's taxonomy places the organism in Eukaryota, Viridiplantae, Streptophyta, Magnoliopsida, Brassicales, Brassicaceae. The record is from the annotation of a GenBank genome assembly.
GAAGAAAUACAGCUGACGAUUCCAGUGAGGUUAGGGAAGACCUCGAUAUCCACGUUCCUCUUUGACUAUCUCCAAAAGUUAUACCUGCUGCAACUCCACUAACAUCUACAUAACCAUCUCUAACACUUAACUCACGAGAGAGAUAUAUUUCUUAUCCUUCCCACUUGGCGCCGCCUCAGAGAAACAGAAACAAAAAUGGCAAAAGAUGAUGACCGGUUUAGACCGGCUCAAGAAGGCCACUAUGAACCGCUUUUUGCGACCAGGAGAAGAACCGGAGGACUGAUCGCGUUUCGGGCUUUCGCAGCCUCGGUUUUUGCGUGCAUCUGUUGUAUUUGGUUCUACAGAGUAACCGUACCGUUAGAGAUCGAUGAGAACAAGACCGGUUUCUUUCGGUUUAUCUGGUUGGUUAUGCUAAUUUUGGAGAUUUGGUUCGGUUUGUAUUGGGUAGUGGUACAAUCUCUCCGUUGGAAUCCGGUUUGGCGAUCAACCUUCACCGAGCGUCUCUCCCGGAGAUACGGUAACGAUCUGCCAAGGCUCGACAUAUUCGUUUGCACGGCGGAUCCGGUGAUCGAGCCGCCGUUGAUGGUGGUCAACACAGUCUUGUCCGUGACGGCUCUCGACUACCCACCGGAGAAACUAGCCGUGUAUCUCUCGGACGACGGUGGCUCUGAGCUCACGUUCUAUGCUCUUACGGAGGCAGCUGAGUUUACUAAAACAUGGGUUCCUUUCUGUAAGAAGUUCGACGUGGAGCCGAGAUCUCCAGCUGCUUACUUUUCUUCCAAGUCAAAUGGUCUUGGUUUUGCUGCGGCGGAGGAGGUGGCUGAGUUGUAUCGAGAGAUGGCGGAUAGGAUUGAAACGGCGACCAAACUGCGGCGAGUACCGGAGGAGGCGCGGUUGAAGUACAUUGAAGGGUUUUCGCAGUGGGAUUCAGACGCAACUCAAAGAAACCACGCAACCAUUCUGCAAAUUUUGGUAGACGGAAGAAAGAAGAAUACAGUAACGGUACCAACGUUGGUGUAUCUGUCUAGAGAGAAAAGACCUGAGCAUCAUCAUCACUUCAAAGCUGGAUCCAUGAACGCGUUGAUUAGGGUUUCUUCGAAGAUAACUUGUGGGAGAAUCAUACUAAACUUGGAUUGUGAUAUGUACUCAAACAACCCAAAGUCUGCACGCGAAGCCCUCUGCAUCCUACUUGAUGAGAAAGAAGGAAAAGAAAUUGCUUUCGUGCAGUUUCCACAGUGUUAUGAGAAUCUUACAAGGAAUGAUUUGUAUGGAAGCAUGAUGAGAGUAAUAGCGAAUGUGGACUUUAAUGGAUUGGAUGGAAACGGCGGACCGUUAUACAUUGGGACUGGCUGCUUUCACAAGAGAGAUGUGAUCUGUGGAAGAAAGGAUGGAGAAGAAGAAGAAUCUGAUAAAAUUCAAGAAAUUGUAGAGCCUGAGAUGAUCAAGACUCUUGCGAGCUGCACAUAUGAAAAAGACUCUCAAUGGGGAAAGGAGAUUGGUGUGAAAUACGGUUGCCCAGUAGAGGAUGUAAUCACCGGUUUAGCGAUUCAAUGCCGCGGAUGGAAGUCUGCGUACCUGACCCCUAAAAAGGAAGCUUUUCUUGGGGUUGCGCCGACCAAUUUGCAUCAAAUGCUUGUGCAGCAGAGGAGAUGGUCGGAGGGUGACUUUCAGAUCCUGCUUUCAGAGUAUAGUCCGGUUUGGUAUGCCCAAGGGAAGAUCGGUUUAGGCUUGAUUCUUGGUUAUUGUUGCUAUUGUCUCUGGGCCCCAAGUUCAGUACCUCUUCUUGUUUACUCUGUUUUGACUUCUCUCUGUCUUCUCAAAGGCAUCCCUCUGUUUCCAAAGGUCUGGAGCUCGUGGUUUAUUCCGUUUGGAUACGUGACUGUUGCAGUUAAUGCUUACAGCCUAGUCGAGUUCUUGUGGGUUGGAGGAACUUUACGUGGAUGGUGGAACGAGCAAAGGAUGUGGCUUUACAGAAGAACAAGUUCGUUCCUUUUUGGAUUCACGGACACAAUUCUGAAGAAACUUGGGGUUUCUGAGUCUGGGUUUGUGCUCACAGCGAAAGUAGCAGAAGAAGAAGCAGCAGAGAGAUACGAGAAAGAGGUAAUGGAGUUUGGUGUGGAGUCUCCGAUGUUUCUCGUCCUCGGAACACUCAGCAUGCUCAAUCUUUUCUGCUUUGCUGCAGCGAUUAUGAGACUGGUGAUGACUUCUAGAGAGGCUGGAGGAGAUUUACAGUCAAUGGGUUUGCAGUUUGUGAUAACAGGAGUGCUUGUGGUGAUAAACUGGCCUUUAUACGAAGGCAUGCUGUUGAGGAAAGACAAAGGGAAGAUGCCAUUGAUCGUGACAGUUAAAUCAGUUGUCUUAGCUUUAUCUGCUUGCACUUGUAUUGUGUUUCUGUAAGGAAAAAGAGUUCAAAAUAAAUGCCAGCUGUUAUAUAUAGAUAUAUACAUCCAUUUGAGAGAGAGUCUUCUUGUUUCUUUGUAUGCUUCAUAUAUUCCCAUUUACA